CAUACGUUCUGGAAUCUUCAUCGGCAUCUCAAGCGAAAGCCCGAUGAAGACAUCUUUCAGCAAAUUCUAUCGGUCGAUACGGGCGCCGCCAAGCGCGAGCCGCCCACGAUUGAGGUUAUUGAUCUAAAUACGCCCACCUUGGAGCAGCCGGAGCCGGAGCUGCGACUGUUUGACGGGACGACGGAGGCGGUGGAUGUCACAGAGCAAGCGCCGCAGGACAUGGAAGCAGCGGAUGCAGAAGCGGAAGCGGAGCGUUUGCGCACGGAACAGGAAAUCGAUACGAUUAUCGAUGAAAAGGUGCGCGAAUUGGAGCAACUGGAAUUGGAGCAGCAGAUGGCGGCGCCAGAGCCGCACCAGUUGACGGCCAACGACAAAAUCAACGAGUGGAUGAAGUCCAACGAGCUACAGGAACAGCCCCACGAGCCAAGCCCAAGUCCGGCUGAAGUCGAGGCUGACGACAGCGAUGCGACCGAGGCAACGGUCGAGACGCAGGUGGCCACCACGGAGGAGGACAAGACGCUGAACGAGCUGCUCGAGCAGGUGGCCGAGCUAGAUGAGAUCUACACGGACUUUGUGAUGCAGCGCGACACCUACAACAACACGCUACAGAACGAGCUGCAGAGCAUGGACCGGCCGCCCAUGCAGGUAGACGACAGCUUCGACGAUGCCGCCACCUACACAAGUCUGCAGAUCGCCUACAAGCAUCCAGUCGAUAUACCCAUGGAGGAUAUAAUGCCACCAACUCCGCCUAUGUCCCAGUGUGCGCCAGAAGAUGCGCAGCAUUACGAUGCAGUGGAGGUCAACUCGCAGCAGGAGAGGACUCAGGAGCCGCAGGAGCGGACUCAGGAGCGGAAGCAGCUGGAACUGGCGGCUGCCCAGCUACUUUCCGCCUCCGAGGAGGAGAAGUUGCCGCCGCUGCCGCCUAAGCGUUUGCGCAAGCAAGACAGUAAUGCCGAGAAUCGCUCCAUAGAGGCUAACAACGGGGAUGCGGCACCUCCAGCCGUGCGCGAAAAGGCACGUGGCCUGCCGCCGCCCAUAAUUCAUCCGCGCAUAUCCGAAUUGCCAACCGCGCCCACAAAACGCUUGCCACAGCCGCCGGAGACCAAGUCCAAAAGCAAAUCCACAACGAAUCCCAACUUCAAUACGCUGCCGCGGCAGAAGAAGCCCGGCUUCUUUUCGAAGCUGUUCUCGCGCCGCAAGAGUAAACCGGAGCUAAUGCAGCAGAGCAGUGAGAAUUGUUCCAAGGCAACCAGCGCAGCGGCUAGUCGGGAGCCCAGCCUGGAUAAUCUCAAUAUGCGCGAUCCGCUGCGUGCCUCGCAGCGCUCCUCCAAAUCGAAUCAAACAGCCAGCUCGGGUCCGUUGAAGUCGGGCGCGGCACGAAAGAUCGGUAAGGCUGGGAAGCCCUGCGGACGCAGCGUGAGCAGCGUGUCCGGCAAGCGACCCUCUUACCUAAAUGCGGACGUGGUGCACAUACCUCUAAAGGGCGACAGCACCAGCAGCCUGCAGCAGGCGCCGCACGAGGCCUACUCGAAUGCCAGCACGAUUACGGUGGGCGGCCAGUUGGAUAGACGCACUGCAUCCGCAUUGCAGCUGGCCGAGAUACCCAUCAGCGAGGGCGGCAUGGAGCUGGUGGCCAUUGCCGAUCGCCAGAGCCUGCACAAUUUGGUCAGCUCCAUUGAGGCGCACUUCAACGUGAAAAUGGAUCCCAAUCUCGAUCUCACCGAGGUCGAGCACUUUGCGCUCUAUACAAGUGUGCCGCCCCAGGCGACGGCCAGCGAAUUCGACGAGACAUCCGCCUACUAUGCCCAGGUGGAUGCCGGCGAGAUUCUAACACCUGACCAGGUGGCCAAACGCUUGGCGGCGGCAAAUGGCAAUUAAUUUUUGUUAUUGAAAUUGAAUAUUGAAUAUUGUAAUUUUUUGAUAGACCAGAAAACA
Messenger RNA from Drosophila virilis, 1935 nucleotides. The record is from RefSeq and is a predicted model, not a curated record. NCBI's taxonomy places the organism in Eukaryota, Metazoa, Arthropoda, Insecta, Diptera, Drosophilidae.